UAUGAACUUGGCCUCUUCUGUUGGUCUCUCUACGAAGCCUAGCCUUCCCCGUUUGCACUCUCUGUUAAACUCCUACAUUGAAAGCAGAAAUCGAAAGCAAGCACUGCUUCUCUUUCGCCAGUUGUUGGAGUACAAUGUGAAGCCCAAUGACCUCACUUUCUCUUUGCUCCUGAAAGCCUGUACUUCGUCGUCUUCUUCUUCCUCCUCCUCAGCUUUAAAUUCCGUGAAUGUUAACAGAGAAGCAAAUCAGAUUCAUACCCAUUUGCUAAAAUCGGGUGUUGACCGAUUCAUGUAUGUGAGUACUGCUCUUCUUGAUCUCUACAUGAAACUGGGAUGUGUUAGAAAUGCUCAUAGGCUGUUUGAUGAUAUGCCUGACAGAGACGUUGUCUCUUGGAAUGCGUUGAUUUGUGGGUUUUCGCGAAAUGGGUGUGAUUUUGAAGCGUUGAAACUCUUUGUUCAAAUGUGUAAAGAGGGAUUUUUUCCUCAUCAGACGACUUUGGUUAGUUUGGUUCCAUCUUGCGGUAGGCAAGAGUUAGUUUCUCAAGGGAAAUCUAUUCAUGGGUUUGGAAUUAAGGCGGGCCUUGAUUCUGAUUCUCAUGUGAAGAAUUCUCUUACCUCAAUGUAUGCUAAAUGUGCAGAUUUGGAGGCUGCAGAGCACUUGUUUGAGGAGAUAGUUGAGAAGAGUGUAGUUUCUUGGAAUACUAUGAUUGGUGCUUAUGGACAAAAUGGCUUCUUUGAUGAGGCAAUGCUUGCCUUUAAACGAAUGCAAGAGGAAAGUGUUCCAGCCAAUCUGGUGACCAUGGUAAGCCUUCUGUCAGCAAAUGCCGAUCCAGAGUCUACCCAUUGUCAUGCCACUAAAACUGGUCUUGUCAAUGAUGCUUCUGUUAUUACUUCAUUAAUUUGCCAAUAUGCAACACACGGGAACACAGAAUCUGGCGAACUUCUUUACAAGUCCUUGCCUCAGAAGAACUUGGUUUCCCUAACUGCACUUAUGUCAAGCUAUACUGAGAAAGGUAACCUGUUUCAGGUGAUGUCGUGUUUUGCUCACUUGCAGCGGUUAGAAAUGAAGCUUGACGCAGUUGCUAUGGUUUGCAUCCUCCAUGGGAUGAAAGAUCCCAUGGACUUUGGUCUUGGACUUGCUUUUCAUGCUUAUGGGCUAAAGAGUGGGUUGAGUGCUGAUUCUUUGGUUGCAAAUGGGUUGAUAAGCCUGUACUCGAGGUUUGACAAGAUAGAAACUGCUUUCUCUUUACUUUCUGAGAUACAUGGGAAAACAUUGAUUAGUUGGAAUUCUUUGAUAUCGGGCUGUGUACAAGCUGGAAGGCCAAGUGAUGCGCUAGAGGUUUUUUUCCAAAUGAAAAUGUCUGGACACAGUCCAGAUGCCAUUACCAUCUCUAGCUUACUAUCUGGUUGUUGCCAGCUUGGGUACUUGCAAUUUGGGGGGAGGCUUCAUAACUAUGUCCUAAGAAACAAUCUCGAAGUGGAAGAUUUUGUUGGAACUGCUCUUAUAGACAUGUACAUCAAGUGUGGAAGAAUAGAGCAUGCUGAAAGGGUGUUUAAGAGCAUCAAAGAACCGUGCUUGGCAACAUGGAACUCAAUGAUCUCGGGUUAUAGCUUAUAUGGGUUAGAACAUGAAGCUCUUGCUUGCUUCUCAGAAAUGCAAAAGCAGGGGAUAAAGCCUGAUAAAAUAACUUUUUUGGGAGUUUUAGCUGCUUGUACUCAUGGAGGUCUUGUUCAGGAGGGAAGAAAACAUUUCCAAAUCAUGAGGGAACAGUUCAACGUGGUGCCAGAUUUGCAACACUAUGCUUGCAUGGUUGGUCUCUUUGGUCGUGCAGGCUUGUUCGAGGAGGCAUUAAUGUUCAUCAGAAAUAUGGAAAUGGAGCCCGAUUUCGCAGUUUGGGCAACCUUGCUGAGUGCGUGUUGCAUCCAUCAAGAGGUGAAGCUUGGGGAAUAUGUUGCCAAAAAGUUGUUUUUCUUGGACAGUAACAAUGGUGGGUUCUUUGUGUUGAUGUCAAAUCUUUAUGCGGUUAAAGGAAUGUGGGAUGAAGUAGCUAGGGUGAGGGAGAUGAUGAGAGAAACUGGAGGGGAUGGCUGUUCAGGAAUUAGUGUUAUUGAGAUGACUUCAUUGGAAGACAUGAAUGUAAACUUAAGCUCGAGCAAGUCUAGUUUGAAUGCAAAUGCUUGGCAACCUCUACUCUCUCUAUAUUAAUCG
Messenger RNA from Prunus mume (Japanese apricot), 2209 nucleotides. Its product is annotated as Tetratricopeptide repeat (TPR)-like superfamily protein. The record is from RefSeq and is a predicted model, not a curated record. Gene Ontology annotation, biological process: RNA modification. Lineage: Eukaryota; Viridiplantae; Streptophyta; Magnoliopsida; Rosales; Rosaceae. Gene Ontology annotation, molecular function: RNA binding; protein binding.